Messenger RNA from Lycium ferocissimum, 1082 nucleotides. RefSeq names its product PLASMODESMATA CALLOSE-BINDING PROTEIN 5-like. NCBI's taxonomy places the organism in Eukaryota, Viridiplantae, Streptophyta, Magnoliopsida, Solanales, Solanaceae. The transcript is spliced from 3 exons. The coding region runs from base 64 to 783 and encodes 239 amino acids. The record is from RefSeq and is a predicted model, not a curated record.
ACCGUCUUCUCUUAACCGCAACUCUUCACUUACACUUUCCCUUUAGCAAAAAAAAAAAAAAAAAUGUCUCUCACAAAAUUCUCAGUGUCUCUCCUUCUAGUACUCUCCCUAAUCUCCACCCUCUCUACCGCCCAAAACAACCCCACCAUCUCUCCUCCCGGCGCCGCCAUCUCUCCUCCCGGCUCCGCCAUCUCUCCUCCCGGCGCCGCCAUCUAUCCUCCCGGCGCCACCAUCUCUCCUCCCGGUGGCGGCGUCUCUCCUCCCGGUGGCGGCGUCUCUCCUCCGGGUGGCGGCGUCUCUUCUCCCGGUGGCGGCGCUGGAGGUGGUUCUGUUCCCUCAGGCGGCGGCGUAGGGGCGGCAGUGGAGUUGUGGUGUGUAGCGAAGAAUAAUGCAGAGGAUAAAGCUCUAAAAUCAGCGAUUGAUUGGGCUUGUGGGGCUGGAGGUGCUGAUUGUGGGCCUGUACAGCCUGGUGGACCAUGUUAUGAUUCUUCCGAUAUUCAGAAAACGGCGUCGUGGGUGUUUAAUGAUUAUUUCCUUAAACAUGGAAUGACUCAGGAUGCUUGUAGUUUUGAUAAUACCGCUGCUCUCAUUUCUAUUAAUCCCAGUCAUAAUGGAUGUAAAUUUCCAUCGAGCAAGAACUCGAGUGGAAGAUUUAGUGGGUCCACGAAUGUGGGAUUAGGUCCAGCCUCGCAAGAUUUGAGUAGCGGUAGUUCUAUUCUCAGGAGGUGGAUCUGUAUCUUGAUGGCAAUCAAUGUGCUGUUUGCGAGUCUGCUGAUUUUCUGAUGACACAAGAAUCUUCGUCUCAUUCCCACUGUAUGUAGGUUGUAGUAGCGUAAACAAUUUUGUUGACAGCUCAAAAGCUCCAGGUAUUUGAUGUUGGUUCCAUGGGCUCUCUAAAAUCAUAGGGACCAGAAUUGAAGAAAUAUCCUGAUGAUAAUUCUUCUUAUUUUAUUUUCCAAUCAUGUGGUAUGUAAUUCUAUAUUUAGAAAUGCAACUUUUUCCUUGAUUGCAAGCCUGAACUAUUAUUGUAAGUCGAGUGCUGAUAUUAUAAAUCAGUUGCUACAUAGUCUGCCUUUUGCUUC